CCGCUGAAAAGUAAAAACAGAUCUCUCUUCUCCCCUUCGACCACCUCCUGAUACGAGAAGGCCAUGGAUAUGGAGAUCGCGACUACCGGCGACGAAGAAGUAGACUUCUUGUCGGAUCCAAUGGACAGGUACAGAUUGCCACCCCCCCUCCCGGAAUGUACUUAAGUGUGCUGCUUGUUUUUUUUUAACAGAUUUCCCCUGCCGGAUCUGGCCGACGAAGAUCUGGUGCUCGCCCAUGGCAGAAGCCAAGCUGUAGUAUGCGAACCUGCUGAAUCCAUCAUUGGCGAAGCGGGGGACGCCGUACUAGCAGUGGAAAAUGACUUGAACAACACAUGUCAGGGGAUUGCCCUCUCUGCGCCAGCCUCCGAGCAAUCUACGGGGAAAGACGACCCUCAAGCCCCUGCCUGGGUGAGAAGGGAAUUCCAAAGAAGGGUAACAAACGAACAUGCCGAUGCAGAUGCCCCGCAAUGAUACGAUUGCUCCGGUCAUCUGACAAUGGCUGGUACAUAACCUACUACAGAUCAGAUCACAACCAUGCUCUAACUGAAAGAUGUGGGGAGAAACCGAGAAAGUGUACUGGCCUUCCCACAAACAUACCGAUAUAUACACACGGGAUGUCAUUAAGCAACUCCGUGAAAAUAACAUCAGUGUCGUGAAAGUUUACAAUAUAAUUGGUAGCUUCUUCGGGUCAAUGACCAAUAUACCAUUCACCAAAAGAGCUCUCCGAGGUUUGUGUGGCAAGAUGAGUCGAGAACAAGCCGAUAAUGAUGUGAAAAAGACAAUGGAUGUUUUUGCAGAGUUGGGAGCAAAAGAUUCAGGCUUGUACUACAGGGUGCAACCUGAUGUUUUUGCAGAGUUGGGAGCAAAAGAUUCAGAGUUGAGCUUGUCGGCGGCCGAUUCGCAGCUAUCAACAGGAAAAGAUGACCCGCAAGCCCCCGGGUGGACAAAAAGGGUUCGUAUUGGACGAGCCCCUAUCGAGCGUGCACCUUGUGCUGGAAGAGUGUGUGCCCUUGAAAAAACAUUAAGUGGAUAUGCAGAGAACAAAACUGAUACCAUUGUGGUAUCAGUUGUUGGAUACAACUUCGAUUCAUUGGGAGAAGCAUACGACUUCUACAAUCUAUAUCCGUGGGAAAUUGGUUUCGGAAUAAGAUACGGAAAAAGCAGACUCAAUGUCGAGAGAACCAAAUGUAUGCAAGAGAUAGUGCGUGGAUUCUCGGUGAGUGGAAAUUAAAUUCAUUAUCUCAUUCGUUGGAAUUGCCCUGCCGCGCCAACCUCGAAGCAAUCUACAGGCAAAGACGACCCUCAAGCCUUUGGCUGGACAAAAAGGUAUACCACUCUGCGAUUGUGCUUGUAGAUCGAACAUAGCUUAAAUUUGAGGGAUAUGUGCAAAUUUGAGGGAUACCACUCUACCAUUACUUCGGAGAAACAAAAGCACGACAUGUCCACGGAGGGUUGACCUCCCUCGAAGAAAAGGAAAGAAGCCAAAUGCUCAAUCUGUGGAGUGGGAAAGCAUUGGAAGAACACCUGCAACAAUCCUAAGAUUGUGUUACAUCUUGCCGAGAAAGCUGCCCAUGAACGAGCUGUAGAAAUGUGAUUAAUCUGUAUAAGCAGCGAGUAUCGCGUUUAUCACUGAAUUUGCACUGUUUCCCCUUGUAUGAUGAGUGAUCAGUAGCCAACGGUGUGAAAUAAAUUAUGUAUUGUCAGCUUAGUAAUUGUGACAAUGUUUCCUCUUGUAUUUGUCUGAACCUCUGAAUUAUGUGGCUAUGUGUUGUUUAAAACUAACUCUCAUGUUACCUAUGUGUGCUGCUGAUGACAUGUUCCACUAUUGGCCAUGAGAGAGAUUUUGUUUUC
Triticum urartu is the source of this 1851-nucleotide messenger RNA. The record is from RefSeq and is a predicted model, not a curated record. NCBI's taxonomy places the organism in Eukaryota, Viridiplantae, Streptophyta, Magnoliopsida, Poales, Poaceae.